This is a messenger RNA of Seminavis robusta, 4044 nucleotides long. The record is from the annotation of a GenBank genome assembly. NCBI's taxonomy places the organism in Eukaryota, Bacillariophyta, Bacillariophyceae, Naviculales, Naviculaceae.
AUGGACACCCCACGAGACGAUGGAAAGCCCUUUCUCGAAAUGGCAAGAGAUGUGGUUGAGGCCAAGCGCGAAGAACUUUUUGCGACUUGGUACGAUCAAAAAGGCAAGGCCACAAACGACCAUACAUUUGGUAGUUUAUGGGACGAAGCUGGAUUGAUCGCAUACUACCUUCGAAACCAUUGGGACGUCCGCAAGGGGCACAAGGUGGUGCUAGUAUACACCCCCGGUUUGCACUUCUUUGCUGCCUUCCUUGGUUGCUUGAGAUGUGGCGUCACGGCAGUACUCGUGUAUCCUCCAGCACCGCCACUGAAAAAGUCCCUUGCGAAGCUGAACGCGGUGAUCGAAGACUGCAAACCAGUGGCAAUCCUCACCGACAAGACAAUCCUGGCCCUCAAGACACUAGACCAGCUGACAGUACUGUCGCCGAGCAAACACGACUGGCCUAAACUGAAGUACCGAAGGACAGAUGGUCUCAAAGGUGCCUGGUUCAGCGCCAAAAAGGUCUUUAUUGAAGAUGAAAUCGGUAGCGAUCACUUGGCCUUUCUCCAGUACACUUCAGGAUCCACCUCUUUGCCCAAGGCUGUGAUGGUCACACAUGGCAACAUCGCUGCCAAUGUGAGGCUGCUCCUUGAUGGCUCGAAGCAAGGUAGAUUGGAAGCAGGAGAAGACCUGAACACAAACAAUACUGGGGCAAGCUGGCUUCCAGCGUACCAUGAUCUGGGACUCAUCUAUGCGUCCAUCAAACCAUUUAUUGGAGGGUGGCGAAUGCACUUCAUGAGCCCUUUGACUUUCAUUAAGAAUCCACUCUUGUGGAUUGAAAUCAUCUCAAAGAACCGAGUGAAGUGGUCGGUAGCGCCAAACUUUGCAUAUGAACUUGUCGCCCGCAAGUUCCUGGAGGCCAAAGCCCGCGGAGAGGAGCCGAUUCCUGACCUCGAUCUCUCUUCCAUUAACUGCCUUGCAAAUUGUGCUGAACCUAUAUCGAAAGAAAUCCAUGCGAAGUUUGGUGACUGUUUCAGAGACUACGGGCUCGGUGAAACCUGGUUUUGCGCAGGUUAUGGUCUGGCUGAAAACGUGGUUGGGGUAUCGUGGCAGCACGAAUUUCGAGUGUCCUCCACAAGGUCGCACGAUACGUCGCAGUUUGUUGCUGUGGGAAGUCGUGCCACGUUCCACUCUUCAAUUGACAUCAGAAUUGUCGAUCCACAGACAAAUUCUGAAGUUGACGAUGGCGCCACAGGAGAACUAUGGGUUUCUGGACCCAGUGUGGCAGCUGGAUACUUGAACAAGCCAGAAGUAUCAGAAAAGGCGUUCAAAGCCAAGCUGCUGCGAGCUCGAGACGGCAGCAGCCACGACAGCAACCGAAACUUUCUCCGGACCGGUGACUUGGCUUUCAUCCAAGAUGACUACCUUUUCAUUUGUGGACGCAUCAAGGAUGUCAUCAUCAUCAAUGGCGUCAACUAUUAUCCACAAGACGUCGAAGCUCUCACCCAAGAGGCAUCUGCAGCCGUCAGACCCGGCUGCGUCGCUGCGUUCCCUCCUGGCGAAUCGGCCGGGCAAGAUGGCAUUCAGGUUGUUUUCGAGCGCAGUAUCCCGAAAACGACAAGUGGCAAGAUUCAAAGACGCCGAACACGACAGCAGCUUCAACACACAAGCCUUCGACCUCUUUAUUCUCUCACCAGCAACGACGAUGACGGUCGAAAAGCAACGUUGGAUGCUGACACAGAAACAAGUGAAUCCGUUACCAGGCCUUCCGAAGGCCUCCGCGAACUAACCCCAGACGAAAAAGUUGAUACGAUCUUUCAGUCCGUCUUGGGUGAAGACUUCGAUGCCAAGGCUUCAUGGGAAUCUAACGGCUUGUCAAGCCUUCUCAGUGUUGAGCUCUCCAACAAACUCAGCGCCAAUUUCCCCGUAUCCGUACCUCCUGACUUCCAAGACAAAUACGCCACUCCCGCCGCCUUCAAAGAGUUCCUUCUUCGACGCUCCUCAGGAGCAUUUUUCCCAGUCGUUCUUCCACACCUCAAGUCGCGUGGGUCGAUGUUUGCACAGCCAAUUCCAUGGUUGUUGUCAACUGCAUUGCAGGCAGCAGGAAUCGCCUUCGUGCUUCUGCUGCUUUCAGUGAGCACAGUGCCAGCAUAUCACUUCGUUGUCGCUCUGAAUCGCUCGGAAACGACGGCGCUGAAGAUGCUGUACCCCUUGGCCUUUGCAAUUUGGCAUUUGUCCUUUUCGCUGCUCGUCAUCCUGACAAAGUGGAUUGUGAUUGGGAGAUACUCUGCUACGAAAGUAGCCGUUCCAUCGGUUCGCUUCUUGCAAUGGUGGCUCUUCGACAGGCUCAUCGACGUGUGGGAAUAUGCGACGGGCAAGUUCGUACUGAAUACCCCGCUCAUCUGGGUAUUUUACAAAGUUUUGGGCGUUGAUAUGCCGGUUUCUGUCAAAGUCAGCGGCUUUCUCAGGGAGUUCGACUUGAUCUCGAUUGGCCAGUCCGUUGCUAUCGAACACGAUGUGCACUGUCGCAAGUUCGGUCCUUGGGAGGAGUUUGGUGGAUGUGGAACAGUCACUCCGACCUUGAGGUUUCGGCCGAUUGAAAUCGAAGAUCACAGCACCAUUCGCGGGCACUUGGGUUUGGGUUCAGUUGUCGGGGAAGCAGCUCGCGUGGAAAGACUUGCUGCGGUCCCCGAAGGAUCUCAAAUUCCAGAUGGUGUAGUGGCGGAAGGAAGUCCUGCGUAUCAAAGCACCGAGACGGCACCCCGCAACACGAACUCUCCGUACUUUCACCUGAUCGGACUGGCCAAGGUAGUCUGGAUCUUCCUCGAGCUUUUCCUUUCGGCGCUGUUUGGUCUGAUGGGUGUAAUGUUGUGGAGCCUGAUCGAUAUCCCCGUUCUGGCAAGCUGGAGAUACGUCCCGAUUCUCCGUUUUGUCUUUGUAGUGGCGAUCGCCACCAUCUCGGGUCUGCUCUGCUGCAUUCUGCUGAAGUGGACCCUGAUCGGGCGCAGAAGGGCCGAUCAACACACAUCAGAAAGGCAAAAACUCUCGUAUUGGAUGGUGGACUACCACUACAACCUUCAUCUGAUCUUUUUCAGUUUAGUUGCCGAGGGUGCUCUCAUUGUCAACUUGUACCUCCUGGCACUGGGACUCGACAUCGACCAUUCCAAAGUCCGACCCCAAAACUUCCAACCAUCCAAGGUCGAUCUGAUCUCUGUAAAAAGAUCAUUUCUCAGCACCGACGCGUUUGACAUUGGUAGUGGGCGUGCCCUUCCAAUCUCAAUCGAAGACUGCAACGUAGGCCACUCGGUGAUUCUCCAACAUGGAACAAAGGUCGUUUCCACAGAGAUUCCCCCCUUUACCCGUGUGACAAAGGAUGUCGUUGGUGUGGCUAAGGAGAGGUCCGAAGACGAGAGACUCGCCUCGGCCUGCGAACGCUUGUGGGUGGAUCUUGCGGUGGCGCCCGUCAUUCUCGUCAUCAUGAUGAGCUUUGUGCCAACUUUUGAGUUCUUCCGAAGAGUUGAAUUCAACAGCAUCCUUUCCUUUCCAGUCACAAAGCUGGCCUUGGCACUAGCAGUGCACGGGGUGACAUGGUACCUUUUGGCCGUUUUGUUGCAUCGAGUCAUGUACAUCAAGAAGGAUACUCCCUGGAGCAAGACCCUCUACUCUGUUGUCUUUGUCUUUUCGGCGCAUUUUUGGGAGCCUUCCUUUUCCUGUUUGUUGUGGGGAACACCAUUUGCAAAUCUGGCACUGAGGGGACUGGGUUGUACCAUCAACGGAGGUCCCCUUUGGUUCUUUGGCAAAAGAAUCUACGAUGCCCCGCUCGUUUCAAUCAAUGGCCCAACCAUUGUGGAUUCCAGUUGGCUCAAUGGCCACAGCGUUGUUCGCGGGAAAAUCGAAUUGGGGCCGUGUCAUGUUGGUGGUGUGCUUCACGAGCGCACUGUAUGCCUUGCCCACACGUACCUGGAAGCCAAGGAAAUGGGUCCUUUUCAUUUCGUCGCUCCAACUGCUGCGCCUCCAGGUGGCGACAUUGUGUAAACUUGAAUAAUUCCAAUAACAAUCCUCCUU